AUGUCCGAUUCAGUGUCAUAUGACGACAAAACACCUAUCCCAUCACUCAAGGAUACCAACCAGACAGUGAAGAUGAACAAUUUAGAGAAAAAGAAGCCUGCCGUUCCUAAUUCUCCUGAUGUUUCAUAUCCCGGAACUCAAAGGCGAAUUCUCAUUAUGGUAGCUCUUUACUUGGCUAUGUUCUUGGUGACUCUGGACCAAAACAUCAUAUCGACGGCAAUCCCACGAAUCACGGAUGAUUUCCACUCCCUCAAUGACAUCGCAUGGUACGGCACUGCAUAUUUGCUUACCAUGUGUAGCUUUCAGCUGCUCAUGGGCAAAAUCUACAAGUUCUAUCCGGCUAAACCAGUCUUCCUCAGUUGUGUUACGCUGUUUGAGGUUGGUUCGGCGGUCUGCGGGGCAGCUUCAAACUCGAAAGUUUUCAUUGUUGGCCGUGCCAUCGCAGGAUUGGGAGCUUCCGGAUUGUUCGCGGGGCUUAUGGUCAUUAUGUUCCACACGAUCCCGUUACAACAGCGACCAAUGUUCCAAGGGGCUUUUGGUGCCAUCUUUGCGGUUGGGUCUGUGAUUGGACCUUUAGUGGGAGGUACCUUGGUCGACAAGGCGACCUGGCGAUACUGUUUUUACUUGAAUAUACCCGUCGGCGCGGUAUCAAUCAUCGUUACGAUCCUGCUCGUGCAUCUUCCCAGCCAAAAGCUUGAUGCCCAAGCUGCCGGAUGGAAGGGGAAACUAGGACAACUGGAUCCGAUCGGUAACCUUGUUUUCCUUCCAGGCAUUGUUUGUCUAGUAUUGGCGCUUCAAUGGGGUGGGACCGUGUACUCCUGGAAGAACACUCGCAUCAUAGUGCUCCUCAUACUUUGUGGCAUCCUUUGCCUCGCCUUUGUUGUGGUUCAAAUAUGGAAGCAGGAGAACGGUGCACUUCCUCCUCGACUUUUGAAGCAACGCAGCAUUGCAGCCUGUGUAUGGUUCACUUUCUUCAACGGCGCCGGCAUGGUUGUCAUGCUAUAUUAUCUCCCACUCUGGUUCCAGACCAUCAAAGGAGUCAGUGCCCUCAAGUCGGGAGUUAUGCUACUACCGACGAUUCUCUCGGUUGUUUUCGCCACCCUUUUCUCUGGGUUUAUUAUCUCUAAAGUCGGCUAUUACGCUCCCUUCUUUAUACUCUGCUCAAUAAUCAUGCCCAUCGGAGCCGGUCUCAUAACAACCUUUACUCCAACCACUGGUUAUGGCAAGUGGAUUGGUUACCAGGUCAUAUUUGGCGUUGGACUUGGCUUUGGCGCGCAGCAGCCAUUCAAUGUUGUUCAGACUGUUCUCGAGAGAUCGGAUAUUGCAACUGGAUCCGCUCUUGUCACAUUUGUACGCUUCCUUGGAUCUGCUAUGUCCCUGCCCAUCGCACAAACCAUCUUCCUUAACAGCCUCGUCUCGAACCUCGUCGGUCUUCCGGGCAUCAGUCCUGGUGCCGUCACUGGUAAUGGGGCAACUGAGCUAAGGGGUCUAGUUUUUGGAGAUGACCUGGACACACUCCUGUCUGGUUACAAUGCCGCUAUUGUAAAUGUGUUUUACAUGGUGGUGGCGACAUCCUCUGUUACUAUCUUUGGCAGUGUUUUUGUGGAAUGGUGUAGCCUGAAAGCUCGAGCUACAGAGCAGGCGCAAGGAACUGGCCAUUCUAAAGAAACUAUUGAGAAGGAAUCUGUUUAA
This is a messenger RNA of Venustampulla echinocandica, 1692 nucleotides long. RefSeq lists its product as uncharacterized. The record is from RefSeq and is a predicted model, not a curated record. Gene Ontology annotation, biological process: transmembrane transport. The transcript is spliced from 2 exons. Bases 1 to 1692 code for a protein of 563 amino acids. Lineage: Eukaryota; Fungi; Ascomycota; Leotiomycetes; Helotiales; Pleuroascaceae. Gene Ontology annotation, molecular function: transmembrane transporter activity.